AUGGCCCUCAUCGAUGCCAAAUAUAGAUUUAUAUGGGCAAAUGCAGGUUUUCCAGGUAACUCUCAUGAUUCUGUUAUACUUCAAGCUACAGAACUUUGGCAGAAAAUAACUAGUGGAGAAACAAUCCCUCUGAUAUCCAAGAAAAUUGGACAAUCUGAUGUUCCCCCAUUGAUAGUUGGUGAUUCAGCAUUUCCUUUUACUAUGAAUUUAAUGAAACCAUACAUCAGAGGCAUUUGAAUGAAAAGCAGAGAUAUUACAACUAUUGGUUGAGUUGAUCCAGAAUGGUUACAGAAUGCGCAUAUGGAUAGCUAUAGAGUAGGUGGAGGGUGCUUUACAAGAAGUGUGAAUGUAGUAAAGAGACUGUUAAAGUGUUUGCUUUAGCAUGUGUUAUUCUUCACAACAUAUGCAUUGAUAAAGGUGAUGCUUUAUCUCCUCAGCUGAAUCUCACCGUUGAUCCCACUUCGCAGAAACAAAGAGACAGAGACACAGUCAGAAAAUUGUUGCAAAUGAGAAAUUGUCCAAAGGUCAAGAAUACUAGCAGAAAGGCUAACGCAAUUUGUGAUGAUAUUAUGGAAUACCUUUGGAGUGAAAGGAAGAAUGUGCAGUGA
Molecule: messenger RNA, 608 nt
Organism: Paramuricea clavata
Lineage: Eukaryota; Metazoa; Cnidaria; Anthozoa; Malacalcyonacea; Plexauridae
Source: the annotation of a GenBank genome assembly